UUUCUCUCUCAUUAUUUUGAUUACAUUUUGAAAAAUUGGGAAAAUUUUAAUUACAUUUAAUUGUUAAAUUAAUUUACUCUCUUUGAUAAUUUUAUUUGGUAAAAGAAUUUCGGUAGAAAGGGUUUUGAACUGUUCAAUUAAGUUGCUAAGUUUGGGUUCCAAGUUAAAAAUCGUUUGUUUUUGUUUCUGUGUUUGUGAUUAUAAUUUUUUGGAAAAAAAAUCUUUCAAUUUAAAGUGAUAAUUUAUUUCAGUUUGAUGGCUCUAAUUAAGAGAGAUGAUAAUUUAUCAUUGAAAUCUUGUUCGUCUUCAUCUUCAAGUAAAAGGAAGCAAAUAGUUCUGGAGGAAGAUGAGUUCAUUGAUGCUCUCGAUAAAAUUAUUGAGAGAGAUUUUUUUCCAGUUUUGAGUAAAAUGAAACAACAAUUGAAAUCAUUUGGUGGUCCAUUGGAUGGAGUUCAUAUAGCUGGUGAUUUAACUGGAUUAAUAUCACAAACACCGACGACUUUUGAUACUCCUACAAUUGGAAUCUCUUAUGAAGCCGAUAGAAGCAAGGAGAUGACAAUGGAAACAAAUGAACCACUGAAAAAGAUCAAAACCAAUUUAUCUUUGAAUGCUUUUCUAGCCAAAUAUACAAGUGAAGAUAAUGCCUCAUUCGAUGAAAUCAUGAAAGAAGCUGAAAAAAGACACCGAGAUAAAUAUCCAUGGUUAUAUGUUAAAGGGAAUGAUAAAAGUUUAACAAUCGGUGAAAAUCAAUCCAUGAUUGAAGGUGAUAAUCCACAGAAUCAGUUAACUGUUCAUUAUAAAAGCCUCAACUCUUUAAUGUUUGUACCCGAUGGAUUGAAGAUAGAAGAUCAAAUUAACUCUACCAAACAUACAACAAUUUGCCAUGAAAAUACUCGUUUCAAAAGUAAUCCAUUUAAUGAACAGCUUAAUGGAGCUGUUUUAGCUGAAGCAGCGGCAGCUAAUUGUAAAGAAAGAUCAGGAAAAAUUGGUAUUGAUGGUAAAGAAAUGGUCGAUGAUGUAUCGAGAGUCGGAGGCUAUUCUUACCUGUCAUUAACACCAUCACCGGCACCAGGAGUUACAAAUACUCCGCUAAUGACCUGGGGUAUGAUUGAAGGAACACCAUAUAGUUUAGAGUCAAGUGAAUCUCCUUAUAUUGGAAGUUCAAAUACACCAGGAACACCUCAUUUUAAGAUACCCGAUGUACCUGAAAGAGAGAGGAUUGGACAUGCAUUGGCUGAGAAGAUUAAUAAAAAAAAUCGAGAUAAAAAGAAAGAGGCUUUUAAACAAGCUCAAUAUUUGAAAAAUAGUCCACUUAUUUAUAGCGGAGGUAAAACGUUCACUGAAAGCUUGGGAUCCAUGUCACCGGCAGCUCAAAGAUUGGCAACCACAAAGUUAGGAAUCAAUAGACACGCUGAUAAAGAGCUUCGAGGCACCUAUUCACCGGCCAUUACACGUACACCUGAGGGUCAAUUAAGAAGUCCAUUAACACCUUCACCAUCGUCUUAUUGUAAACCUUCAACACCAAAACCACCAAAAAGUUCAUCUUUAACCGAUGGUCUAUUAGAUAUACCAAGGAAAUCGAGAUGAUGUUAAUUUUUCUCUUUGUUAAUCGCUUUUAUAUAACAAUGAAUGUUCCGUUGUAAUGGUGAGUAAAUUGUCUCCCUGUAAAUUUGUAAACUUUCCGGAAUUUGAUUAUUUUCUUUUAAAAUUUAAAAUCUCCAUUAAACAAACUUCCGAUAAACUUUUAAGAUGAUCGGUUAAUUUGA
Messenger RNA from Panonychus citri (citrus red mite), 1766 nucleotides. It is a transcript of the gene Es2, whose product is annotated as splicing factor ESS-2 homolog. Lineage: Eukaryota; Metazoa; Arthropoda; Arachnida; Trombidiformes; Tetranychidae. Bases 256 to 1587 code for a protein of 443 amino acids. The transcript has a single exon. The record is from RefSeq and is a predicted model, not a curated record. Gene Ontology annotation, cellular component: catalytic step 2 spliceosome.